Tarenaya hassleriana is the source of this 1065-nucleotide messenger RNA. Its product is annotated as ethylene-responsive transcription factor ERF039-like. The record is from RefSeq and is a predicted model, not a curated record. The transcript has a single exon. The coding region runs from base 170 to 733 and encodes 187 amino acids. Gene Ontology annotation, biological process: regulation of DNA-templated transcription. NCBI's taxonomy places the organism in Eukaryota, Viridiplantae, Streptophyta, Magnoliopsida, Brassicales, Cleomaceae. Gene Ontology annotation, molecular function: DNA-binding transcription factor activity; DNA binding.
GUUAAUCAUGCUGGUUAAGUACGCAUAUGCAUAUGUUAGAACUUAGAAGAAUCAUAUACCGGCCUCUUCUCUUCAACACUGUUUCUCCUUAAGCACACUCUAAAACCCUAAUUAUUAUUUUUCACCAAUCAUUUCCAAUUGUACAUUUAACACCCUUCACAGAAUCAACAUGCAGCAGCACCAGCCCGCGAUGGCGUCGGAGAGAAUGAUCAGGAAGAACCCUAAUAAGAAAAGACGAGAGAAAGACGAUGGCGAUGGUGAUACUGAUUCCAGGGAACAGAGGGGUGUUUCUGAGCGAACAAGUUUUCGAGGGGUCAGAAUGCGACAAUGGGGAAAAUGGGUGUCGGAAAUCAGAGAGCCCAGAAAGAAGUCGAGGAUAUGGCUGGGGACGUUCUCCACGCCGGAGAUGGCGGCGCGUGCACACGACGUGGCUGCCUUGGCCAUCAAAGGCGGGGGGGCUCACCUCAACUUCCCCGAGCUUGCCUGCCAUCUCCCCCGCCCCUCCAGCUCCGACCCCAAAGACAUCCGGGCCGCGGCGGCUGCGGCGGCGGCUGAGCUUCUGAGGUCGCCCGAGAGCACGGUGACGUCAUCUCCGUCGCUGACCUCCGUCGCCGACGACGCCUUCUCCGACCUCCCCGAUCUAUUCCUCGACGACCUCACUCACAAAAUCAACGGUUUCUGGGAUUCGUUGCCCUACGGAGAAGAAGAACCCUUCUUCCUCGCGAACCAGUAAACAGAGAAGGAUGGAUCUAAAAAUGGUUCAGUUCGGUUCGUAUACGUUCCUCAUUUCUUUCGCCGGGAAAUUUCAGGUAUAGAUGCGACAUUGCCGGCGAAGGAAUUCCGACGAGUUCCCGGCGAGAGGGAAACGUUGUCGUUUUGUGCGUCUGCUGGAAAAAAUCUGUGUACGUAUAUGUGGGACAAGUUCCAAUGUGUGAUGAGUAAGUAAAAUCUUUUUUUUUUGUACAAAUACGACCUCUAUGACAAAGUUUCCGGUUGGAAUGUCAAAUUUGGGGAGAAAAUGUACAUUCUGAAUGAUUUGGAUAUUAACCUCGAGAUUAGUCUGGA